Fusarium graminearum PH-1 is the source of this 1102-nucleotide messenger RNA. RefSeq lists its product as uncharacterized. The record is from RefSeq and is a predicted model, not a curated record. Gene Ontology annotation, cellular component: trans-Golgi network; Golgi membrane. The transcript is spliced from 2 exons. The coding region runs from base 320 to 946 and encodes 208 amino acids. NCBI's taxonomy places the organism in Eukaryota, Fungi, Ascomycota, Sordariomycetes, Hypocreales, Nectriaceae. Gene Ontology annotation, biological process: protein localization to Golgi apparatus; Golgi to plasma membrane protein transport; Golgi to endosome transport.
GCUUUACGCAACCUCCUUGCUUCAACUCUACUUCGUAUCCCUCCUUUAAACCCUGAUUUUCACCUUUUCCUUUCUUUCUCAGCUUAAGCCUUUGUAUUUGAAAAAGGUUUUAUAAUAACAAAAGAACAGAAAGUCCAAAGAGAAAGAGUUGGAAAGUACAAGCUAAAGCUUGAGCCUAAAAGGACGAAUACGCAUCACAAGACCUCACGAGACAUGCCCUUUCGAUGACCAACACCUCUCCCACGCUGCGAUAAAUCUUACCUUCAACAACAACUUCACCACAACCACCCUCGAACAAAGAAACCGCAGAGAACUCAGGAUGCCACGUCGUCGCAAACCUCCGCGCGCAGGCGCACUCGCAGAGCUAGCGCCACUCAAGAUCGCAGGCCAAAUCGCGACGCUACAGGCCAUUUACUACUUCGCGGCGCUGGUCCUCAUCAUCUUCACGGCACUCGUGUCGGGAACUGGUUUUAGCUGGACGCUUGUAUUCGGCUGGGAGGGCUUGAGAGGAGAUACAACACACGGGUGGCUCAUGUCUUUUAUCUUCUUGUUGGAUGGAGGCUUGAUUAUCUCCAUCGCAAUAGUCGCCCUCAUCGCUCGCUCCAAACUCGUACCCGAUUUCGCCAUAACCGUCCAUUUCGUCCAUCUCAUCAUCGCAUCCCUUUACAGCGGCCACAUCCCUCGACACGGAGGCUGGUGGUUCACCAUGAUAGCAUCAGCCGCCAUCUCAGUCAGCCUGGGCAUCUGGGGCUGUCAAUACCGCGAACUACAGCCCGUCUUCUUCGGCGGACGUCCGAUUCUCCCUGUCGUGGGCCCUGCAUCGGUUGAUGGCUCCACGACGACGCAACCUUCUACUGCUGAUGAGGAGAUGGCCAUCCCUGCAAGGGGUAGAGGCAGAGAUGUUGGUGGAGAGUAUGAAAUGGAGCCUAUGCUACCUGUAAGAUGAGCCUGAUGGGACCUGUUGGAUAUGUUUGAAUAGACUUGCAUUGCUUGGCGUUUGGGCGCUCUUCACACGUUUUAUGUACGUCAAUAUGGAAGAGCUCACUCUUGAAAACAUGUUUCAAGGUCAUAACUACCUCAGCUGAGAUCAGUCGAGGUAACU